Taeniopygia guttata (zebra finch) is the source of this 1205-nucleotide messenger RNA. NCBI's taxonomy places the organism in Eukaryota, Metazoa, Chordata, Aves, Passeriformes, Estrildidae. The record is from RefSeq and is a predicted model, not a curated record.
CCGGGUCAGAGCGGCGCUUCCCGGGUAGUCCCCGCUGUCCCGGGAGUGUCCCGGGUGUGUCCCCGCUGUCCCCGGUGUCCCGCGGGGGCCAUGCCCGGGGCGGGGCGCGGUGUCCGGGCGGUGUCCGGGCGGUCCCGGUGACUCACGGUGCUCCCCCCCCCGCCCCGCCACAUCCCCCCGUGUCCGGCCCGCCCCCGCCGUGCCUAUCCCGGACCGGACCGCGCCCCGCCACUGCCCGCACCGGCACCGAGCCCCGAGCACCGAGCCCCGCACGCAGGAAUUUGGGUUCCCAGCAGGAAUUUGGGGUGCCAGCAGGACCUGCAGCCAGGAUGCCGUCGCAGCUGGAGCACGCCAUGGAGACGCUGAUGUUCACCUUCCACAAGUACGCGGGGGACAAGGAGCACCUGGCCAAGGAGGACCUCAGGGCGCUCAUGGACAAGGAGUUCCCGGGGUUCCUGGAGAACCAGCGGGACCCCCACGCCCUGGAUCGCAUCCUGCGGGACGUGGAGCAGAGCCGCGAUGGCCGCGUCGGCUUCCAGGGCUUCUUCUCGCUGGUGGCCGGGCUGACCAUCGCCUGCAACGACUACUUCGUGCAGCACAUGAAGCAGCGCGGCCGCCGCUGAGCCCCCCACCCGUGGGUGCCCCCCGCCCACCUAUGGGUGCCCCCCCAAACUCGGGGGUGCCACCUCAAACCCGCCUUGGAUCCCGUCCCAACCUUAAAUGUGUGCCUUGAUCCCCCCUUGCCGUCCUGAACCCUCCUGAGGGGCUGAGCCCCCACCCAUGGGUGCCCCCCACCCACCCAUGGGUGCCCCCCACCUAUCCAGGGUGUCACCCCAAAGCUGGGGUGUCACCCCAAACCCACUUUGGAUCCUGUCCCAGCACUAAAUGUGUGCCUUGAUCCCCCCCUUGGGGUCCUGAGCCCACCUGGGGGUCCUGAACCCUCCUGAGGGGCUGAGCCCCCCACCCAUGGGUGCCCCCCACCCACCCAUGGGUGCCCCCCACCCAUCCAGGGUGUCACCCCAAAGCCGGGAGUGCCAUCCCAAACCCGCCUUGGGUCCCGUCCCAGCCCUAAAUGUCUGCCCUGACUCUGUUUUGGGGUCCCGACCCCCACCCAUGGGUGCCGCCACCCACUCGGGACCCCUCAGUGUUCCCCCCCCCCACCCUGGGGUGCUGCCCUGACCCCCCAAUAAAGGGGUUUUGUAUGA